Molecule: messenger RNA, 282 nt
Organism: Geodia barretti
Lineage: Eukaryota; Metazoa; Porifera; Demospongiae; Tetractinellida; Geodiidae
Source: the annotation of a GenBank genome assembly
AUGACCGCCAACAGCGCAGACACCGGCCAGAGCCGGACGAUGAAGGCAUCCGAGUUCAAGGCAAAGUGCCUGGGGCUGAUGGACGAGGUGGCCGAGAACGGCGGCGAGAUCGUCAUCACCAAGAACGGCAAGCCCGUGGCCAAGCUGACCGCCUACCACGAACGGCCCAAGUCCCUGUUCGGCAUCGACAAGGGCCGGCUGGAAAUCCUGGGCGACAUCAUCUCCCCCAUCGAAGUCGAAUGGGAAGUGGAAGUCGACCCGGAUCGGGUGCUAAACCCGUGA